This is a messenger RNA of Durio zibethinus, 1531 nucleotides long. RefSeq names its product oxysterol-binding protein-related protein 4C-like. Gene Ontology annotation, molecular function: sterol binding. The record is from RefSeq and is a predicted model, not a curated record. Gene Ontology annotation, cellular component: cytosol; membrane. NCBI's taxonomy places the organism in Eukaryota, Viridiplantae, Streptophyta, Magnoliopsida, Malvales, Malvaceae.
CUCAUAACCUUAAAGUCCUCCCCCUUUAUAAAACAUUUUAAUUGUUCCUCCUAUGCAUUCAUCUCUAUCGACAAAAUACUCUGCAACCUUUCCAUCUUUGUGCGCAUCACAACUCUCUGCUCUUUGGAUUGCUUCCUCUCCUCUCUUCAAAUGGUAACAAGAAACGAGGAUGAAAGAAAACUGGUUCUUUCAAGGCCAUUGUCAAUAGAUGGUGAAUCGGAGGUUGAUUAUCGGGCUCCCAAUCUAAUUAACAGGAUUUUAAGUCUUUUCAAGAACGUACGCCCAGGCUCUGAUCUCGCCCACUUUAAGCUGCCACCUCUAUUCAACUUCCCAAAGUCGCACCUUCAAUGCUAUGGAGAAACAGUGUACUGCAUCCGCAGCGACAUGCUGAGCCGAUGUAACCUGGCUAACAACUCAAUCGACAGAUUCACAUCGGUUGUGGCCUGGAGCAUUUCUACAUUGCGACCUCCAAUAUUUGGGGUUGCCCCUUACAACCCAAUCCUUGGUGAGACUCAUCAUGUCUCCAGGGCAACUUUCAAUGUCCUACUCGAACAGAUUUCUCACCACCCGCCAGUUUCUGCUCUCCAUGCAACUGAUGAGGAACAUAAUAUUGAACUCAUCUGGUGUCAACAAUGUGUGUCUAAGUUCCAUGGUGCUUCGGUAGAAACUGAGGUGCGAGGGAAAAGGCAACUGAAACUCCUGAGUCGAGGAGAAACAUAUGAAAUGAACUCUCCGAACCUCUUGAUAAGAUUUCUUCCAAUGCCUGGUGUUCAUUGGGCCGGAACUGUUAGAAUCAGGUGCCCAGAGAAUGACCUCGAAGCUGAGUUGCGCUGUGGACCCAAGUCUUUUAUUGGGCUUAGAGGAAGUCAUAGAUCAGUUAAAGGAAAGAUCUAUGAAAUAUCAACAGGGAGGACUCUUUUUGAACUUAAUGGCCAUUGGGAUAGAACUGUUACAAUGAAGGACAGCAAUAGUCGAAAGUUGACGGUUCUAUACAAUGCAGAAGAAGUCUUUUCAGAGCUGAAAACUCCUAUUGUUAAUGAUCUGCAGGGAGUGCGAUCGACAGAAUCUGCUGCAGUAUGGAGUGAGCUAAGCCAGGCCAUAAUGAGCCAAGACUGGGAGAAAGCGAAAGAAGCUAAGAAUGCUGUGGAAGAAAAACAAAGGGAGCUCUUGAGAGAAAGACAGUCAAAAGGAGAAACUUGGGUCCCCCAACAUUUCAGUGUCACUUACAGCAAAGAUGGUGGUUGGGACUGUUCACCAACUCGACAAUGGGUUCCACCUGCUCCAAUUGUUGUUCCUAUUUCAUAAGCUAAGAAGCUUAUACUAAACCCCUUCUUUGGGGCUUUUAGAUUAUUAAAAUUCAUAGAACAGAUGGAACCAAACCUACUUUUGAACAACUAAUUAAAUGCUUACAUAUCAUUCAAUCUGAUAAACUCCAAGUUAUAUUUAUUUAAGCAAAGUCAUUCCAUAAUUGAGUUAUGAGUGAGUAAAGGAAUUAGUUACAACUUUCCUGUCUGGAUCGACUCAUAUCCCA